Marmota flaviventris (yellow-bellied marmot) is the source of this 1749-nucleotide messenger RNA. It is a transcript of the gene Lrrc15, whose product is annotated as leucine rich repeat containing 15. The record is from RefSeq and is a predicted model, not a curated record. Gene Ontology annotation, molecular function: protein binding. NCBI's taxonomy places the organism in Eukaryota, Metazoa, Chordata, Mammalia, Rodentia, Sciuridae. Gene Ontology annotation, cellular component: extracellular matrix.
AUGCUGCUGAAACAUUACCUCCUCUUGCUGGUGGGCUGCCAAGCCUGGACUGUAGGGUUGGCCUACUAUGGCUGCCCGAGUGAGUGCACCUGCUCCAGGGCCUCUCAGGUGGAGUGCACGGGGGCACGCAUCGUGGCAGUGCCCACGCCUCUGCCCUGGAACGCCAUGAGCCUGCAGAUUCUCAACACGCACAUCACCGAACUCAGCGAGUCCCCAUUCCUCAACAUCUCGGCCCUCAUCGCCCUGAGGAUCGAGAAGAAUGAGCUGUCACACAUCAUGCCUGGUGCCUUCCGUAACCUGGGCUCGCUGCGCUACCUCAGCCUCGCCAACAACAAGCUUCAGGUUCUGCCCGUCGGCCUCUUCCAGGGACUGGACAACCUGGAGUCUCUCCUUCUGUCUAGUAACCAGCUGGUGCAGAUCCAGCCCGCCCAUUUCUCCCAGUGCAGCAACCUCAAGGAAUUGCAGCUGCAUGGCAAUCACCUGGAAUACGUCCCCGAUGGCGUCUUCGACCACCUGGUGGGACUCACCAAGCUCAAUCUGGGCAAGAACAGCCUCACCCACCUCUCACCCAGGGUCUUCCAGCACCUGGGCAACCUCCAGGUGCUCCGGCUCUAUGAGAAUAGGCUCUCGGACAUCCCCAUGGGCACUUUUGAUGGGCUUAGCAACCUCCAGGAGCUGGCCCUCCAGCAGAACCAGAUCGGCAUGCUCUCACCUGGCCUCUUCCACAACAACCGGAACCUGCAGAGGCUCUAUCUGUCCAACAACCACAUCUCCCAGCUGCCUCCCGGCAUCUUCAUGCACCUGCCCCAGCUCAACCGACUUACACUCUUUGGGAACUCCCUGAAGGAGCUCUCCCCAGGGAUUUUUGGGCCCAUGCACAACCUGAAGGAGCUCUGGCUCUAUGACAACCACAUCACUUCUCUACCCGACAACAUCUUCAGCAACCUCCACCAGUUGCAGGUCUUGAUCCUUAGUCGCAACCAGAUUAGCUUCAUCUCCCCGGGUGCCUUCAAUGGACUGACAGACCUGCGAGAGCUGUCCCUCCACACCAAUGCCCUGCAGGACCUGGAUGGGAAUGUCUUCCGCAUGUUGGCCAACCUGCAGAACAUCUCUCUGCAGAACAACCGCCUCCGACAGCUCCCAGGGAAUAUCUUCGCCAAUGUCAACGGUCUCAUGACCAUUCAGUUGCAGAACAACCAGCUGGAGAACCUGCCCAUGGGCAUCUUUGAUCACUUGGGGAACCUGUGUGAGCUUCGGCUGUAUGACAACCCCUGGAGGUGCGACUCAAGCAUCCUUCCGCUCCGCAAUUGGCUCCUGAUCAACAAGGGUAGGUUAGGGACAGACACUCUCCCAGUGUGUUCCAGCCCAGCCAAUGUUCGAGGACAAUCCAUCAUCAUCAUCAAUGUCCCUGGCCCCAGUGUUCCGGCCCCAGCCAUCCCUGAGGUUCCCAGCUACCCCAACGCACCCAGCUAUCCUGACACACCCAGCUAUCCUGACACCACAUCCAUCUCCUCUACAACUGAGAUCACUAGCUCUGUAGAUGACUACACUGAUCUGACCACUAUUGGGGCCACAGAUGACCGCAAUACUUGGGGCAUGACCCAGCCCCAAAGUGGGUUGGCCAUUGCUGCCAUUGUAAUUGGCAUUAUUGCCCUGGCCUGUUCCCUGGCUGCCUGCAUCUGCUGCUGCUGCUGCAAGAAAAGAAGCCAAGCAGUCCUGAUGCAGAUGAAGGCACCCAAUGAGUGUUAG